CUCUUGUAUGAGAUGAAGAGGCUCACUGCCCACAGCCACUAGCCAAAUCCAAACCAAAGCUCACAGUUCUCUCUCCAGAUGGUGUUCAGAACUCCACCUUCUUCUGCUGCUGUUUUGUCGUCGCCUUCUUCUUCAGGAACUGCUCCAAAAGUUAAACUUUCCUCUUUAUUCACACACCCACAUGAACCCAGAGCUUCCAAUUCCAAAUCUUCACAAAAAUAUUCUUACCCACGUAGACGAACUUCUUCAAAUCCCGAAAUUCCUCCAAAAAAGUCACUUCCCGAUGUUCCUAUCGAAACCCCACUUGAAAGGUUCUUGAAAGUUAACUGUAAGUCCGGUAAUAUCACUCUCAGUGAAGCAUUGCAUUUCUUUGAUCACAUGCUUCGUUUGCAACCAACUCCAUCGAUAUCGUCAUUCAAUGAUUUACUUAGUGCACUUGCUAGGAAUAAGCAUUAUUCUAGCGUGAUUUCAAUUUGCAAAAGAAUGAAUUCAACUGGAUUGUUGCCCGAUUUUAUUACUUUGAACAUUUUGCUGAAUUCCUUUUGUAAUGUGAAUCGGGUUUGUUACGGCUUUGCUGUUAUGGGAAGUAUUGUGAGGAGGGGUUGUAGUCCAAAUACUGUGACCUAUACAUCUUUGAUUAAGGGGUUGUGUAAGGAGGAUAGAAUUGGUGAGGCCGUCGGGUUGUUUACGAAAAUGGUCAAGUUGGGUUGUAGGCCUAGUGUGAUUACAUACGGGACUUUGAUUAGUGGGUUGUGUCGAACAGGCAAUACUAGUGUUGCACUUAAGUUACAUGAAGAAAUGGUCCGUGGUCAAUUUGGUCUGAAGUGUGAGCCUAAUGUAGUUUCCUAUGCUGCUAUUAUUGAUGGGCUUUGUAAGGAUGGAUUGACAGAUAAGGCGAAAGAACUUUUCUCGGAAAUGAAGGGCAGGGGAAUACUUCCGGACGUGGUUGUUUAUAGCUCUCUAAUACACGGUUUGUGUUAUGGGGGUAAAUGGGAGGAGGCUAAAAGUCUGUUACAUGAGAUGGUGGAUCAAGGUGUCCAACCGAACGUGGUGACAUUCAAUCUGAUGAUAGAUGUGCAUUGCAAGGAGGGAAAGAUGAAAGAAGCAAAUGAGUUGUUAGAAUUGAUGAUUCAAAGAGGUGAGGAUCCUGACACGUUUACUUAUAACUCAUUGAUGGAUGGGUUCUGCUUGGUGGGUAGGCUUGAUGAUGCAGAGGAGCUGUUUGACUCUUUGGCAAGCAAAGGGCACGAACCUGAUGUUGUAAGCUGCAAUGUGUUGAUCAGUGGAUAUUGCAAGAGUCGAAAGAUAGAGGAAGCUAUUAAUUGUUAUAGGAAAAUGAUUCACAGGGGAGUUAGGCCAACGGUUAUAACGUUUAAUGCAUUAUUAACUGGUCUUUUUAAGGUAGGCAAGGUUGAGGAUGCAAAGAAGCUAUUAGUUGAGAUGGAACUUCAUGAUCUGGUACCAAAUUUAUCUACAUAUAAAAUAUGCCUGGAUGGGCUUUGCAAGAAUGAUUGUCUUCCAGAGGCAAUGGAAUUGUUUAACACUUUAGACAAUUGUAAAUUUGAACUAAGCAUUGAAAUUUACAACUGCCUCAUUGAUGGGUUGUGUAAAGCAGGGAAAAUUGGAGUUGCAUGGCAGAUAUUCUGCGGAUUAUCAUAUAAAGGUCUGGUGCCAACUGUUAGAACAUAUACCAUCAUGAUUCAUGGGCUCUGUAAGGAAAAGGAUUUGGAAAAGGCAAAUAACUUGUUUUUUGAAAUGGAAGAGAAGGGUUGUGCUCCAAAUCUAGUCACAUAUAAUGUGCUUAUGCGUGGUUUCUUCCAAAAUAAUGAGUCAGCAAAGGUGGUUGAACUUCUUCACAAAAUGGCGGAGAGAAAUGUGUCACCAGAUGCCUCCACAUUCUCCAUUGUUAUAGACUUACUUUCUAAGGAUGCAAAGUAUCGUGAAUGUCUGGAUUUGCUACCAACAUUUCCUGUCCAAGAGCCUGGAAGAUGAGAUGAUGGAUGUUCACUAGUGAGUUUUACUUCGAAGUACAUGGGAGAAUAUUCUACUCUAACCAGAAGGUACAAGAUGCGAAGGCCUGUCACUGCCAUUGUCCAAACUUCCUACACUGACUCUACUAAAGUUUAAAAAGACUUCAAUGGCCUGUUCAGUCUAGUUAAGCUCUUGUGGGGGCAGAUCAAAUUGGUUACAGGUUGAAAAUCGCUAACUUCUUUUGACAUCAACAUGUAGAGCUAUACACCAGAAAUUGAUGAUUUUUUUUUUAUGGAAUAAAUUCUUUGCUAAAUCAUGGAUCCUUGUUACGACUUACUAGUCUACAGUCCUAUGGAAGGAGGACUUCAAGUGUGGCGGAAGAAGAGAUAUACAUUCUCAUUAGGACUUUACCUACAUAUAUGGCGGAAGAAUCGUAUUUUUUUCCCGUCUAAUAAACUGAUUAGUGCUCAAAAUGCUCGCGGGAAGUUUUAAGCACAUCUGCACAUAUCAUAGAGUUGGGUAAAAAAUGAAAAAAUUGCAGAGGGCUCAUACGCUUUCGUGUUUGGGCACCAUUUGUAUGAUCGGACUGUUCUUCAGAGCUAUAGACAAUCCCCAUUCAGAGCCCAAAACGAAAGCUCAUGAGAACUCCACUUUCAUCUUCUUCGUUUACUGCUGCUUCUGUUGGAUUGCCUCAAAAGGUGAACUUUCUUCUUUUUUCACACACCCACAUGUGGCCCACAACUCCAAAUACCAAAUCUUCACCAAAAUAUCCAUACCAACAUAAACCCAAUUCUUCACUCGCCAAAAUUUCACCAAAAAGCUGGCUUCCCGAUGUUCCUGAGUGGGUUGUUCUGCUUGGCAGGUAGACUCGAUGAUGCAAAGGAGCUGUUUCCUUCUAUGGCAAGUAAAGGGCAUGAACCUGAUGUUGUAAGUUUAAUGAUGCAAAGGAGCUGUUUGGUUAUAUAGGAAGCAAAAUGUAAAGGCCUGUUGCUACAAUGAGGUGGGUGAUUCGCUUACUGUAAUCCUAGCUCUCAAUUAUUUCGACCUCGCUGUGGACGGGAAGAUUGCCCCGGUCAUCUCAUAUAUCUUCAACUCUGUUCCUUCCUCCUUGUCUUGAAGGGCUAGAAAAGAUCACAAAACUGUCAACUUCUAUGCCAACGAUGUGGCAAAAUGAGCUGUCUCCCGAUCAUCUCUUUGCUUUUAUACUUGUCUAUUUGGCUCGAGAGUGGAAAGGUUCCUCUCCUUAGCUUUCUUUUUUUGUUAUCUUGCUUAUAGAAAAAAAAUAGCUUUAUUGGGGGUCAUUGGUGCUGAGCCUCGAGGAACUCUAUUUUCUUGUACUUGGAUCUUAUAUUCUAAAUAGUAUGUUACAAGACCUACAGAAGAAUAUGGAGUUUA
This is a messenger RNA of Corylus avellana, 3366 nucleotides long. RefSeq lists its product as uncharacterized. NCBI's taxonomy places the organism in Eukaryota, Viridiplantae, Streptophyta, Magnoliopsida, Fagales, Betulaceae. The record is from RefSeq and is a predicted model, not a curated record. Gene Ontology annotation, molecular function: mRNA binding; protein binding.